CGUUUCUUGACUAUGUUCAGGUCUAUCAUAGAGAACGUGAAUACAAUCAAAAGUUUUGUGUGUGACAGGUGCUAUAUUUCAAUAACAAACAAUUAAAAAUAGUUUUAAUGGACUUAUAAUAUUAAAAAAAAAAAAAAAUGAAUAGAAAUUUACGUAUUUAUAUUUUUAAUCGAAAUAUUUAUAAAUUGUUCGAAACAAGUAAAAGAUCAGCAGGUCAUAGCAAAUGGCAGAACAUAAAACAUAUCAAAGCAGAAACUGAUCAAGCAAGAUCUAUAUUAUUUAUACAAUUAAGAAAAAAGAUAAAAGAAGCUGUUGUUGAGGGUGGUGGCAGUAUAAAACCAACAAUAAAUUUGAAAUUAGCUCGUGUCAUAGAACAUUGUAAAAAAUCAAACAUGCCUAUGUCAACGAUAAAUAAUAUCCUUAAUAAAAUAGAUGGUUCUAAAGAUAAGACUCAGUCUAUUUUAUUGCAAAUUCAAGGACCAAAAAAUUGUGUCAUGGUUUUAAAAAUUGUGUCAGAUAAUGUAGCAGAUACAAAAAUGCAUCUUAAUUCGAUAUUAAAAAAAAUCAAUGCUAAGACAUCACAAGGCACAAUAAACAGUUUUUUCGACUAUAAUGGCAUUAUAAUAACCGAGGCAAAAUCUACAUUGGAAACGGCAAUGGAAGAUGCAAUAAAUGUUGGUGCUAUAGACAUUGAAGAGAUAGUGGAAGAUGAGAAUAAAUAUUAUAAGUUCAAAUGUGAUCCACAACUUUUGUUAAAAAUAACAAAUCAAUUGAAAAAUCUUGAUUACAGUAUCAUUGAUGCUAAGGAAGAAUUAAUUCCAUUAUCUUGUAUGAAGUUAAGCGACGAAGAUCUACAAGUAGUUAAAUCGGCUCAAGAGAGACUAUUUAAAUUAGAUGAAAUAGAAGAAAUCUAUGAUAAUAUAGAUCAUAAUAACUUAUAAAUCAAUUUGCAGUGUAAAUGCAGAAUUACGUGUAUAUAACAGCAAUGAAUAAAAAUGCAUAUACAGUUGUAAAUCAAAAUUAAAUAAUUUCAACAUUAAACUUUAUAUGACUUAA
Messenger RNA from Polistes dominula (European paper wasp), 1056 nucleotides. RefSeq names its product translational activator of cytochrome c oxidase 1. The record is from RefSeq and is a predicted model, not a curated record. Gene Ontology annotation, cellular component: mitochondrion. Lineage: Eukaryota; Metazoa; Arthropoda; Insecta; Hymenoptera; Vespidae.